Messenger RNA from Musa acuminata subsp. malaccensis (wild Malaysian banana), 2715 nucleotides. Its product is annotated as subtilisin-like protease SBT1.2. The record is from RefSeq and is a predicted model, not a curated record. NCBI's taxonomy places the organism in Eukaryota, Viridiplantae, Streptophyta, Magnoliopsida, Zingiberales, Musaceae. Gene Ontology annotation, biological process: proteolysis. Gene Ontology annotation, molecular function: serine-type endopeptidase activity.
CUCCAACACUGUGGCGCGCGCAGAGAUCUCCUCUCCUCUCCUGUGUCCUUCCCCGUGAGACGAGGAGAGCCCUCCCUCGAUCACGAGUUUUACCUCCUCCUUUGAAAUGCCUCCCCUCUCCGCAGCUCCUUCAAAUCCCCCUAUAUUACGCUGCUGGCUCGGCAGCAUGAAGUGUGGCAGCAACACCAAUCCCCGCCCAUGGCCGUCAUUGCCUCCUUCCUGUUCUUGUUCCUUUGGUGCUCGGUUCCCCUCGAUGCCCACGGCUUCCAUACCUACAUUGUCCAACUCCACCCGCAUUCCAUCCCCGCUAGUGCUUCGGCUACCGGUCUGCAGAAUAAGCUCCAUUGGCACCUGUCCUUCCUGGAUAGAGCAACGUUCUUGGAAGGAGGAGGGGAUGCUUCUUCUCGGCUCCUGUACUCGUACCACUCUGCGCUCGAAGGCUUCGCGGCACGGCUUACUGAAGAUGAGGUGGCCGCGCUGCGAGCAUUGCCCGGCGUCAUCGCGGUUCGUCCCGACAGUCGGCUUGAGCUGCACACGACGUACUCUUACACUUUCUUGGGGUUGAACUUCGCGCCCGGUGGUGCCUGGUCGCGGUCCAGAUUCGGGCAGGGGACCAUCAUCGGAGUGCUCGAUACCGGAGUGUGGCCGGAGAGCCCCAGCUUCCGCGACGACAGGAUGCCGCCGGUGCCAACCCGGUGGAGAGGCGUCUGCCAGGAGGGGGAGCACUUCAAUUCCUCGAACUGCAACCGGAAGUUGAUCGGUGCCCGGUUCUACGCCAAAGGACACAGGAUCAACUACCCGGAGAAGUCGUCGUCGGUGUCUUUACUGGAGUACGUGUCGCCGCGGGACGCGCAUGGGCAUGGCACCCACACGUCGUCCACGGCGGCCGGCGCUGCAGUGCCGGGAGCAAGCGUGCUUGGCCUCGGCGCAGGCGAGGCUCGGGGGAUGGCCCCGGGCGCCCACAUCGCCGCCUACAAGGUCUGCUGGUUCAACGGGUGCUACAGCUCCGACAUCCUCGCGGGGAUGGACGACGCCAUCAGGGACGGCGUCGACGUCCUCUCCCUCUCCCUCGGCGGCUUCCCGAUCCCACUCUUCGAGGACAGCAUCGCCAUCGGAAGUUUCCGGGCGACCGAGAGGGGCGUCGUCGUGGUCUGCGCGGCCGGUAACAACGGGCCGGUGCCGAGCUCCGUCGCCAACGAGGCUCCCUGGAUCACGACGGUCGGCGCGAGCACGCUGGACCGGCGGUUCCCGGCCUUCGUCCGUCUGGGCAACGGCCGCAUCCUCUACGGCGAGUCCAUGUUCCCGGGAAACCACUUUUCGAAAAAUGGCGGGAAGGAGCUUGAGCUCAUCUACGAGGCCGGUGGACAGAAGGGCGCCGAGUUCUGCCUCAAGGGAUCCCUUUCCAAGGCACGAAUCAGCGGGAAGAUGGUGGUCUGCGACCGAGGAGUCAAUGGGAGGGCAGAGAAGGGCGAAGCCGUGAAAGAAGCCGGCGGUGCCGCCAUGGUGCUGGCCAACUCCGAGAUAAACCAGCAGGAGGACUCCGUCGACGUCCACGUCCUGCCGGCCACCUUGAUAGGCUACGCGCAGUCCACGAUUCUGAAGAGCUACAUGAACUCCACCUUUCGUCCGGUGGCUAAACUCGUCUACGGAGGGACGAGGAUCCGGCGAUCGAGGGCGCCGGCGGUCGCUCUGUUCUCGUCGCGAGGGCCAAGCCUGACGAACCCGUCCGUCCUCAAGCCGGACUUGAUCGCCCCGGGGGUGAACAUCAUCGCGGCCUGGCCGAGCAACGUCGGCCCAUCCGGGCUUCAGGAAGACCGGCGGAAGUCCAACUUCACGGUGCUGUCAGGGACCUCCAUGGCAUGCCCUCACGCCAGCGGCAUCGCCGCCCUGGUCCGGUCGGCCCACCCAUCCUGGAGCCCGGCUGCGAUCCGGUCGGCCAUGAUGACCACCGCCGACGUCGUGGACCACCUCGGGAAGCCCAUAAUGGACGGGAAAGAACCAGCGGGGGUCUUCUCCGUGGGCGCCGGCCACGUCAAUCCGGCGAGAGCCGUCGACCCGGGGCUGGUGUACGACGUCCAGCCGGAGGACUACAUCGCCCACAUCUGUUCUCUCGGCUACAACCAGGCCGAGAUCUUCACCAUCACUCACAGGAACAUCAGCUGCGGCAAGCUGCUGAAGGGACAGAAACAAUUCAACCUCAACUAUCCUUCCAUAUCGGUGAGCUUCACGCAGGGAAGAACAUCGACGACGAUCCAAAGGAAGCUUACCAACGUCGGUCUUCCUGAUUCCAUCUACACGGUGCAGGUGACUGCACCACCAGGAGUAACAGUGACAGUGACACCAAAGAUCUUAGCAUUUGGAGGAAUCAACGAGAUCAAGAGCUACACAGUCGUGUUCGAAUCGAAGAAGGGAGUGCAGGAGGAGGGCAGUGUUGCAGGGGGGCAACUGAUGUGGGUGCACAGUGGCCGAAAGAAGUACAAGGUGAGAAGCCCAAUCUCUGUAACAUGGGGAGCAUGACGACAGGGUAGCUUCUAACUUUGUAAGCAUUGUUUCAGAUACAAUCUGAAAGGACUGCAGCAAAUAGGAUAACACUUCUUUAUUACUGUAUAAAGAAGAGACAUGUCCUUGUAUCAAGAUCUAUAGAUGAUCAAGAGCAGGCAGCAGACACAGUAGAUUUUUCAUCCAAAUUACACAGCUUCUUCUAAGAUUUUAACU